GGAGGCGGAAGCAGCGGCAGGCAUGGCGGCGGCCUUGCCGCUCGCUGUGCUGCUGCUGCUGCUGCUCCCGGGGCACGGUGCCUGGGGCCAGACAUGGCCCCCACGCGACACCCUGCGGGAGGAGCUCGUGAUCACUCCGCUGCCUUCCGGGGACGUGGCCGCCACAUUCCAGUUCCGCACGCGCUGGGAUUCGGAGCUGCAGAAGGAAGGAGUGUCUCAUUACAGGCUCUUUCCCAAGGCUCUGGGGCAGCUGAUCUCCAAGUAUUCUCUCCGGGAGUUGCACCUGUCGCUCACGCAGGGCUUUUGGAGGACCCGGUACUGGGGACCCCCCUUUCUGCAGGCUCCCUCAGGCGCAGAGCUCUGGGUCUGGUUCCAAGACACCGUCACAGAUGUGGACAAGUCGUGGAAGGAGCUCAGUAACGUCCUUUCGGGCAUCUUCUGCGCCUCCCUCAACUUCAUCGACUCCACCAACACCAUCACUCCCACUGCCUCCUUCAAACCCCUGGGCCUGGCCAAUGAUACGGAUCACUACUUCCUGCGCUACGCCAUGCUGCCACGGGAGGUUGUCUGCACCGAGAACCUCACCCCAUGGAAGAAGCUGUUGCCGUGUACCUCCAAGGCAGGCCUCUCUGUGUUGCUGAAGGCAGAGCGCUUAUUCCACACCAGCUAUCACUCCCAGGCAGUUCAUAUCCGCCCUGUUUGCAGAAAUGCCCACUGUACCAGCAUCUCGUGGGAGCUGCGACAGACCCUCUCGGUUGUGUUUGAUGCCUUCAUCACGGGGCAGGGAAAGAAAGAGUGGUCCCUGUUCCGGAUGUUCUCCCGCACCCUCACCGAGCCCUGCCCUCUGGCCUCAGAGAGCCGAGUGUAUGUGGACAUCACCGGCUACAGCCAGAGCAACGAGACAUUGGAGGUUACCCCGCCCCCUUCCAGCACAUACGAGGACGUCAUCCUGGGCACCCGAAAGACCUAUGCCGUCUAUGACUUGCUGGACCCAGCUGUGGUCAACAGCUCCCGCAACCUCAACGUUCAGCUCAAGUGGAAGAAACCCCUGGAGCAGGAGGCCCCGCCGGUGCCCUUCCUGCAUGCCCAGCGCUAUGUGAGUGGCUAUGGGCUGCAGAGCGGGGAGCUGAGCACUGUGCUGUACAACAGCCACCCAUACCGUGCCUUCCCUGUGCUGCUGCUGGACACCGUGCCCUGGUACCUGCGGCUCUACGUGCACACCCUCACCAUCACGUCCAAGGGCAAGGAGAAUAAGCCAAGUUACAUUCACUACCAGCCUGCCCAGGACCGCCUGCAGCCCCACCUCCUCGAGAUGCUAAUUCAGCUGCCUGCCAACUCAGUCACCAAGGUCUCCAUCCAAUUUGAGCGGGCCCUGCUCAAGUGGACUGAAUACACUCCGGACCCCAACCAUGGCUUCUAUGUCAGCCCGUCUGUCCUCAGCGCCCUCGUGCCCAGUGUGGUGGCGGCCAAGCCAGUGGACUGGGAGGAAAGUCCCCUGUUCAGGACCCUGUUCCCUGUCUCCGACGGCUCCAGCUACUUUGUGCGACUGUACACGGAGCCGCUGGUGGUGAGCCUGCCCACGCCAGACUUCAGCAUGCCCUACAACGUGAUCUGCCUCACAUGCACUGUGGUGGCUGUGUGCUACGGCUCCUUUUACAACCUCCUCACCCGAACCUUCCACAUCGAGGAGCCCAGCACUGGUGGCCUGGCCAAGAAGCUGGCCAACCUGAUUCGGCGCAUGCGCGGCGUGCCCCCACUCUGAAAGCACGACCUUGUGCACCUGCAACUGCUGUUUCUCUCUGGGGAGGGAUUGUGCCUGGGCCCCUCCCCUCCCCGAGUUAGUUUCUGAACAGGCUAGGGCCUGGAGCUGUGCUGUCCACCGCUCUUCACGAGCCUGAGCCCAGGUGGAUGGAAGUGAGGAGCCUGGUCCCUCGCCAGCUGCAGCUCCGUGGCCCGGAGCGGGGUGUGGCGAGGAACGGCUGCAGCCCCAUGGACAGUGUCCUGUGUUACUCUGGCCUGGACGUGGCUAAGCCACAGAACCUCGCUGGGUGGUGUGUGCAGUUUGCUGCCUGUGGAAUAAAAAAUGGUUCCUCCUA
Messenger RNA from Ochotona curzoniae (black-lipped pika), 2096 nucleotides. It is a transcript of the gene PIGT, whose product is annotated as phosphatidylinositol glycan anchor biosynthesis class T. Lineage: Eukaryota; Metazoa; Chordata; Mammalia; Lagomorpha; Ochotonidae. The coding region runs from base 23 to 1762 and encodes 579 amino acids. Gene Ontology annotation, cellular component: GPI-anchor transamidase complex. Gene Ontology annotation, biological process: attachment of GPI anchor to protein. The record is from RefSeq and is a predicted model, not a curated record. The transcript has 12 exons.